AUGGCGGAGGUGGAGGAAACACUCAAGAGACUUCAGAGCCAGAAAGGAGUGCAGGGAAUCAUCGUGGUGAACACUGAAGGCAUUCCCAUCAAGAGCACCAUGGACAACCCUACUACUACACAAUAUGCCAACCUCAUGCACAACUUCAUCUUGAAGGCACAGAGCACUGUGCAUGAAAUUGACCCCCAGAAUGACCUAACCUUCCUUCGAAUUUGCUCCAAGAAAAAUGAAAUUAUGGUUGCACCAGAUAAAGACUAUUUCCUGAUUGUGAUCCAGAAUCCAACCGAAUAAACCACCAUCUCGGCUUCCUAUGUCAUUCCUUAAUUUAAUGUCCCCCAGAAUAAGUGUUAAUCAUGUCAGUGGGCAUAUGGUGGUUGCCUGAGAGCCCAUGUAGACCAUGCCAUUGAUCAAAGGUAGCUCUGCCCACCCCAACAAGGAAUGUCUCUGGCAUCCAGUCAGUUCCUGGGAAUGCUUGGAUCUCAUUUCCAGGCUUCGGGAGUAAGAGCUUAUGAUAAGCCCACACCCAGCUUCCUUCUGACCUUCAGUUCACUUUGUCACCUUUGGAAAG
Messenger RNA from Microtus oregoni (creeping vole), 568 nucleotides. Its product is annotated as dynein light chain roadblock-type 1-like. The coding region runs from base 1 to 291 and encodes 96 amino acids. The record is from RefSeq and is a predicted model, not a curated record. Gene Ontology annotation, molecular function: dynein intermediate chain binding. Gene Ontology annotation, biological process: microtubule-based movement. The transcript has a single exon. Gene Ontology annotation, cellular component: cytoplasmic dynein complex; cytoplasm; centrosome. NCBI's taxonomy places the organism in Eukaryota, Metazoa, Chordata, Mammalia, Rodentia, Cricetidae.